CAAACCCUUUCGGUUUCGAUUUUUAAGUCAAGAUAGGGGAUGUUGAGAAACACCGACGACAAACCGGAUAAUUAGUUAGAAUUGUUCAGCAUACGUAGUUGCAUACAUUUAUCGUAUGUGCUUUACAUUAUUUGUGUAGGUAAUGGCGCUGUUAGAUGUGAGUGGAUAUAAACCUUAUCCGGAGAUCCGGGCGCAGCUUUCAGGAACUGGAACACCACACCAGAACCGAACAAAUCACUUUACCUUUGGCUCUCAAUAUCAGGAAUUUGCUUUGCCAGUCGGAGUUGAUCCUUCGGGAUUUCUGAAGUCUUGUAGUGGUGACAAUGGCAAUGGCGUAUCAAUAGACUUGAACCAUGGGACCACGACACUGGCUUUCAAAUUUCGCCAUGGUGUUAUUGUUGCCGUGGACUCUAGAGCAUCUGCUGGUAGAUACAUUGCUUCAAAGGAAGCCAACAAGGUGAUUGAGAUAAAUCCUUACCUUCUGGGAACGAUGUCUGGCAGUGCUGCGGAUUGUCAGUACUGGGAGAGGCUGCUGGCAAAAGAGUGCAGGCUUUAUCAGCUGCGGAACAAGCAGAGGAUCUCAGUGUCUGCUGCUUCUAAGUUGCUAUGUAACAUGAUGUUGGGCUACCGAGGAAUGGGACUAUCCAUGGGCAGCAUGAUCUGUGGAUGGGACAAGAAGGGCCCAGGUCUCUACUAUGUGGAUGAUAAUGCCACCCGGCUCUCUGGCAAUAUGUUUUCGACAGGCUGUGGGAACAGCUAUGCAUACGGGGUAGUUGACAGUGGCUACCGUGAGGACAUGACUGUAGAGGAGGCAUAUGAGCUGGGCAGACGUGGCAUUGCCCAUGCCACACAUAGAGAUGCCUACUCAGGAGGAGUGGUUAACAUGUACCAUAUGCGGGAAGAUGGCUGGAUCAAGGUGUGCAAGGAAGACGUGUCAGAGUUAAUCCACCGCUACAGAAAGGGAAUGUUUGAUUCAUAAUCAUUUUCCAGACUUACACAUCAUAUUACAUUAACCCAUUGAGAUACAGCAGUUUAUUAAACAGUGCUCACAAAACUACCUUGUAGUAAACUGUUCUUCACAAUUUGGAUAAAUAUGGACAAUAAAUACUUAAGAACUGAAAACUUA
Messenger RNA from Alosa alosa (allis shad), 1126 nucleotides. Its product is annotated as proteasome subunit beta type-8-like. Gene Ontology annotation, molecular function: threonine-type endopeptidase activity. The transcript is spliced from 6 exons. Bases 143 to 979 code for a protein of 278 amino acids. Lineage: Eukaryota; Metazoa; Chordata; Actinopteri; Clupeiformes; Clupeidae. The record is from RefSeq and is a predicted model, not a curated record. Gene Ontology annotation, cellular component: proteasome core complex.